AUGCGAGAAUUCAAGGUCUAUGUCGGUAUGACGGAAGAUCGCAUGGUGGAGGCCCUGGAUGGGGGCCUAAAGAAUGACUCGUUCCCUGAGACGUUCCCACUCAAGCACACCAAUGCCGCAGGCUUAUGUUUCCCUGCCCGUUUCGUGAAGAUAGUACCUCUGUCUGCCCACGGGCAGAGCUUCCAUACGUCUAUAUGGUAUGUUGCGCUUUCCGGCAUCGCGGAUCAUGAUUUUGUCGAGAGAGCUGGUACAGUGUACGAAGAAUACUUGGAGUCUGUGACCCUUCGACGGAUACUCAAACACCUGCGUCAGCGCCGCCUUCUCACCCCAUAUCAAUCUCUUCUAUCUCGCGUCAACGUACAACUUGAACAUCCGCUUGUCAGCAGGCUCUAUGAACAGCUUGUGUUGCGUGGUGUCUUCCCCUCUCUCAAUGAUAUCGUCCAGGCAAUAUCGGACGGGGGUCUCCUCGACUCAUACUUGUACCUCUGCCAGCCCGGAGCCGUCUGGAAGCGCUUAGAUGGGUGCGAUGCAGAUGGAGAUAAGCCUAGCAAAAGGAGCGCCCAUGCGAUGUGUAUGGACGAGGACAACGGCAUGGUCUAUCUACUUGGUGGGUGGGAUGGCGAGGAGAACUUGGACGACUUCUGGGUAUACGACGUCAAGGAAGACACCUGGAGGGUCCUCAGCCAUAACACUUCAGAGGAGAAGAACGGCCCAGGGCGGAGAAGUUGCCAUAAGAUGGUUUUUGAUAAGAAGACCGGAUGUAUAUACGUUCUAGGGAGGAUGGGCGACGAAGAGAUGGGUGGCCAAGAUGUCUCUGGCUCUUCUAUAUCAAAUGGUGGCUCUUCGGGGAGUGCGUCCCAGCAGCCGCAGGAGACCUCGGGGUCAUCACCGUGCUCAGAGUUCUACCGCUAUCAUACAAGGGGACUAGAUAUCGGGAAAUGGGACUUGCUUUCAUUUGACACAGCCUCCGGAGGAGGACCACCUCUGAUAUUCGAUCAUCAAAUGGCCAUCGAUUCGGAAAUGCAGAUGAUUUACGUAUUCGGCGGACGAGUCGUGGACCAGAAGAGUAUCAAAUACUCUGGCUUGUAUAGCUAUAAUAUUCGGACGAACAAGUGGAAGAUGCUACAUGCGAGGUCCUCUCAUGAAGUUAGUAUACCACCGCGCUCAGGACAUUCAAUGGUGCUGGAGCCUAACUCGAAGACCCUUAUUAUUUUCGCCGGUCAACGGGAAGAGAAGUACCUGUCGGAUAUGUACACCUAUCAUAUCGAGACAGGUACUGUAACAGAAGUGUUCUCUGACUACACAAUGGACGGAGGGCCCAAACCUUGCUUCACCCAAAGAGCCGUUUUGGAUCCCGACCUUAGAGAAAUAUAUGUGUUCUGCGGUCUAAGCAGACAGCUGCCAGGGAAUCAGAUCGUGAUACAAUCCCAAGCUCCCCACUGGGUCUACCGUUAUCCUGCAGCUUCAUGCUCGGAGAGGGGCAAGUGGAUGAGACUGGUGCAUGCUGAUUCCGCAUCCGGCCCUGAUACUCCCAACCCGGAGGACCGGGAGCCUAAACCGCGAUACGCUCAUCAACUGGCGUAUGACAGGCACACGAAGACCGUCUUCAUGCAUGGUGGAAACGCGGGUAUUCGGGAGGGUGCGGGUGACAUGACUGAAGUCAACGCGAGCACGGAAGAAGCCACGAAAGAAGAGAAGGAAAUCAGGCUAGAUGACUUCUGGUCAAUGCAGCUACAAAGGCCACCUAGGACCGAGGUUGCAAGGAAAGUCUUGUUUGAAAUAAGGAAGCAGCAGUUUCGCGAGAUGUGCGAGGAUGACACGGCUAUCGAAGCGCUCAAUUUCCUGAGGGACGAAGUCUCGUCUGUGGUCGAUCAUACUUGUCCGGAAGAAGAGGACGUGUUUCAAUCACUGUUGUCGCACCUGGUUGCACAAUCACCACGAGUCACAUCUAUACGAGACAGCAGUUCGGCGCGACAAUUGACAGACGACAUACCCUCCAUGUCUUUUCCCCUUGGAGACGCGGACGUGGAGAUGAGUCCGCCUCCAGAUGCGACGGAUUCGCCCGAGUCCUCUUCCGGCCCUACACGACAACCUCCCUUGACUUGGGAGGAAGAUCCUAAGGAAAAGGCCGAGCGAGGAGAUGGCCCGGUCUUGUCCGCAGAGCGGUUCAAACAACGAACGGAGGUAUUUGAACGGAUCCUGACUUUUAUCAAUGAGGGGGCCAAACAGCCGGACGACGACCUGAUCCAUCUAAUAGACGGAUUGUGA
Messenger RNA from Gloeophyllum trabeum ATCC 11539, 2268 nucleotides. RefSeq names its product galactose oxidase. The record is from RefSeq and is a predicted model, not a curated record. Gene Ontology annotation, cellular component: cytoplasm. Bases 1 to 2268 code for a protein of 755 amino acids. NCBI's taxonomy places the organism in Eukaryota, Fungi, Basidiomycota, Agaricomycetes, Gloeophyllales, Gloeophyllaceae. The transcript has 8 exons. Gene Ontology annotation, molecular function: protein binding.